Molecule: messenger RNA, 2027 nt
Organism: Metopolophium dirhodum (rose-grain aphid)
Lineage: Eukaryota; Metazoa; Arthropoda; Insecta; Hemiptera; Aphididae
Product: threonylcarbamoyladenosine tRNA methylthiotransferase
Exons: 10
Coding region: 459-2027 (522 amino acids)
Biological process (GO): tRNA methylthiolation
Cellular component (GO): endoplasmic reticulum
Molecular function (GO): tRNA (N(6)-L-threonylcarbamoyladenosine(37)-C(2))-methylthiotransferase activity; 4 iron, 4 sulfur cluster binding
Source: RefSeq, a predicted model, not a curated record
UUUUGUGAUAUUACGUAAAUAUAUGUAAACAUGUAUACAUAUAUGCGUAUGUUAUUAUUACUAUUAUUAAUAUUGAUUAUUAAUAGACAGCACGAUGUAGAAAUAGAAAAGAUUUCUCGAUAGGCAGUUGAACGAUUUAUUAAAACAAAAGUUAAGUUUAUUCGGCGAAUGCAAGACAAAUGACAUCCAAUGAAAUGUCGGACAAGAAAUAUUAUAAUGUACGAGUGAUGUAGUUAGAUUUAUCCACAUUGCACAUAUCCAUAAGCGGCUGUCAUACGUUUUUGAAUUAUUAGUUUUUGAGUUCUCGACCAUAAUGAAUCCAAUUUUUACAAACCGUUAUCAGUUUGUAUGUAUGAUGAAUUAUCAUGAAAAAAAAUUAGGUAUAGGAAUUGGGCGCAUACUACUACUACCCAUACUAAGUUAUAAACUGAAUUACUAAACUGGCUCGUUGAAAGCCAAUGACAAUGGAUGAUGUCGGUGACAUCGAAGACUUGAUUUCGUCUGUUGCCGAUGUUGCUGAGAUUGGUAGAGUCAAACCUAGGAACAUUGUAUCUCUGCGUCCCAAAGUUAAAGUUAAACCAGUAAGAAGAAUUGAUCAUCCACCUUCCCAAGUCCCUGGCACCCAAACAAUAUUUAUUAAGACUUGGGGAUGUUCACACAACAGCUCAGAUGGGGAAUAUAUGGCAGGUCUUCUAUCAAACUAUGGAUAUAGAAUAACCGAGAACAAAGCUAUUGCAGAUCUGUGGAUACUAAAUAGCUGUACAGUCAAAAAUCCAGCUGAAGAUCAUUUUAGAAAUGAAAUUUCUACAGGAAAAAAAUCUGGGAAAUUUGUGGUAGUGGCUGGUUGUGUACCUCAGGGGGAUCAAAAGUCUUCUUUUAUUCAAAAUUUAAGUGUUAUUGGCGUUCAGCAAAUAGACAGGGUAGUAGAAGUAGUAGAAGAAACAUUAAAAGGACAUACUAUUCGUUUGUUGGGUCAAAAAAAGAUAAAUGGAAAAAAAGAUGGUGGUGCCAGAUUACAGUUACCAAAAAUGCGGAAAAAUAAAUUAAUUGAAAUUAUUGCUAUUAGCACUGGAUGUUUGAAUCAGUGUACCUAUUGUAAAACGAAACAUGCAAGGGGCAACCUUGGAAGUUAUCCCCCAGAUGAAAUUGUACAAAGAGCUAUAGAAUCAUUUAAUGAAGGUGCUGUGGAAUUGUGGCUAACAAGUGAAGAUACUGGUGCAUACGGGUUGGACAUACAAACAAAUUUACCAGAACUUCUUUGGCGUUUAGUGGCUAUCAUACCGGAAGGUUGUAUGAUGCGUAUUGGUAUGACUAAUCCACCAUACAUACUCAAUCAUCUAGAGGAAAUAGCCAAGAUUUUAUCCCACCCUAGAGUGUAUGCAUUUUUGCAUGUGCCUGUUCAAUCUGGAAGUAAUCAAGUAUUAGCAGACAUGAAACGUGAAUACUCAAUCGAAGAAUUUGAAACUGUUGUUACUUUUUUGAGACAAAGAGUACCUGGUGUUUCUAUCGCAACAGAUAUUAUUUGUGGCUUCCCAACUGAAACAGAAGAAGAUUUUUCUGAAACAAUGAGUGUUUGUGAAAAAUAUAAAUUUCCGAGUUUAUUUAUUAAUCAAUUUUACCCACGUAAAGGAACACCAGCUGCAAGAAUGCCCAAAAUUCCUACAGACAUGGUUAAAAUUCGGACUAAACGUCUGACAGAAUUAUUUCAUUCUUAUACCACGUAUGACCAAAGAAUCGGUGAAGUACAGGAGAUUUUGAUAACUGAAGAAGCUAAAAAUGGUAUCGAGUUGAUUGGACACAAUAAAUAUUAUGAACAGGUUUUGGUGGCAAAAGAACCAGAAUUAAUGGGCAAGUGCGUUAAAGUAAUUGUGAAGUCUGCAAAAAAACAUUGUCUAAUAGCUGAAAUGGUGGACAAACCAAGAAUUUUUAAAAAUAACCUUCAAAAAAUCAACGAUAUGUACUCGAUAUGGCCUGUAUUUGCUUUAUUAGUUUGCGUUUUAGCAAGAAUACUUUGGUUAUUGGUAUAA